CCCGGCUCGACACAAAAGAUGGAUUCAUCAAAGGCCCCCGUCAAGCUCGCCAAAGUUAUCAAGGUCCUUGGAAGGACUGGCUCUCGUGGUGGUGUCACCCAAGUCCGAGUGGAGUUCAUGGACGACACUACCCGAACGAUUAUUCGAAACGUUAAGGGGCCAGUGCGGGAGAACGAUAUCCUCGCUCUGCUAGAGAGUGAACGUGAAGCUCGUCGUUUGCGCUAAAGUCUUUUUGGGCUUUUUUUCUUACGUUUUCUAUCCAUCGCACGAUUACCAUGUUGUAUCCAGCCGCAUGCUACUAUAAUGCAAAAACGACCUGUGUUCACAGUCCCCAA
Coprinopsis cinerea okayama7#130 is the source of this 335-nucleotide messenger RNA. Its product is annotated as 40S ribosomal protein S28. Gene Ontology annotation, cellular component: ribosome; cytosolic small ribosomal subunit. Gene Ontology annotation, biological process: ribosomal small subunit assembly; translation; maturation of SSU-rRNA. Gene Ontology annotation, molecular function: structural constituent of ribosome. Bases 19 to 225 code for a protein of 68 amino acids. The record is from RefSeq and is a predicted model, not a curated record. The transcript has 4 exons. Lineage: Eukaryota; Fungi; Basidiomycota; Agaricomycetes; Agaricales; Psathyrellaceae.